AUGGCUCGAGAUGUUCCUGUGAGGCUCACCACGACUCCGUGGGACAUGUUCAGUGAGUUUCACGAGGAUCUGGUCCCAAAGACCGGGAUCUUGAGCUCCUCAACAAGGUGUGCUAACGACGAAGCAGUGUUCGUGCUCACCUACAUCGCCGCUGUCUUCAUGACUCUCGUCGACGCUGAGGCAUGCAACACCACCACCGUUUCCCUCGUGGUCACGGUCACCGAUCUCGUCUCUCUGCCAAACACUUCUACGGUCACAAUCACUCAAUCCGGCUCAGCCCAGCAAGAAAUGUCCACAUUUCUCUCCGCCAACGCCACUGGUACCUUGACUCUGACUGAAGUCACAUCUGUCACCGAGACUGGCGACAUCGGCGUGCAGACCGCCUCAGUGACCAGUACUGUGACCAAUGCUGGAGACUCUGAGACGCCGGCUCCCAGCGGUACUCGUGUGUCCAUUCCAGAAACUCUCAGUCUGAUGUUCCCGACCGUGACUUUUGGUGUCCCCUGCGAUCCCAAUGCGGACUGCAAUGCCAAUACUGGAGCUCCGGUCCCCGUCAGCAAUAUGACUUCAACCUACACAAUGACUGUCACCAAAUCUGCCCGUGUUGACGCGACUCCGUCAAACCCUUCGCCGUCCUGGGGUGCUCCAGAUGUUGACGCUUCAGUUCCUCCCUUUCCCAACACCACAAUUGAGACAAGCUUUCUCUUCUCGAUCCCUCCACUGUCAUCAGACUUGACUGUUCCACCCUCAGUCACUGGGAGCAUCUUUACACUACACAAUGGCACUGAGACAAUUUGGGCCUGGACUACGGUCACACUUCCCAGCAAUGGCGCCAUCAUGGCCACUGUCGAGCCCGUCGCCUCAGUCUUGAGUCAAGCCUCUUCACUUCUCGGUGGCGCUUCUUCAGUGAUCGCGACCAAGACACAGUCCGUCACAGUCACAGAUAUUACCUCAGUCUUGAGCGAAGCCUCUUCGGUGCUCAGUGACGCUUUAUCCAUAAUCGCGACCAAGACACAGUCCGUGACCGUCACAGAUGUUGCUUCGAUCCUGAGUGCCGCACCUUCUCACCUGAGCAUCGCCUCUUCCGAGAUUGCGACCAAGACAGUGUCGCUUACCGUGACAGAUGUUGCCUCGGUCCUCAGUGCUGCAGCUUCCCAUCUCAGCAUUGCCUCUUCAGAGAUUGCGACCAAAACUUCCCAUGCUGACGCUGGCAACACUUCCACCGUGACAGUCUUCACCACAAUCUCUAAGACCAUCGGUGCUGCUGUCGAGCCUACUGGCAUUGCUGUCAAUGUGACCUUCCCGACUCUUGAGACACAAACCACCCAAACCGAAGUUCUCACCGUGACCUCAGUCGUCACUCCAGAAUACACCAGCUCGACUUCAACUACCACGGUCUUUAGCACAAUCCCCGCCAUUGCUUCUGGCAGCGAUAUCACAUUUGUCUUUGUGUCUACCGUCGUCACUGCUGGUGUAUCCGAUGUCGCUGCUGCUCCAGGUCCUCUCACAGAAAGCAACAACAGCACCACUACUGUCACUAGCGAGGUCACCACGUACGUCUCGGGCAACUCCACUGUCGUUGCGACCGCGUCUUUGUCGACUGCCCUGCCGCUCUUCAACGGCACCUUGAACGGAUCAGCAUCAUCUUUGCGCGUUCCACCAAUCUUCAGUCUCUUCAGCAUGCUCCUCAACAUGAAGAAGAGUCUUGUCGGCGCUUAUGUCAACGCAGGUAACCUGGUGCUCUCGAACGAUCCCACCGCUACACUUUCGACUGACGGCGGUGAACCUGUCAAGAGAGAUGACCCUCUGAUUCCGUCGCUGGACCCGGCUUUGCUUCCGUUCCCAGAGCUGACGUCCCACCCGAUGAGUUCGGUGCCCGCACAUCCUGCAGUUGUGUCCAUCUCUGUAAGCGUCAGCACCACCACCGAGACGUGCAAUGCCACUGGCACUGCAACCAUCGGACAUGGUAGCACGACGAUCACGCUUCCCACCACCGUGCUUGAUACAUCGACAGUCUUCUCCACCUUGACGACAUCGCUUACUGGUCUAGUGCCAGUUUUCAACAUCCCGACAUCUGCGUCCACCAGUGCGUCGUUGCCGACCCUGAACACCACCUCCGCGCUCCCGUCAAGCACACACGCGUCACCUGCAUUCGGCAUAAUCAACAAUCAUACUGCCACUACGGCAUCCAUGAACGUCACGACCACGCAUCCAACCAUGACGGUGACUCACACCACUAGUGCCGUAACGGCCACCGCGUCCUCGGACGUCGGUCGCCUCGAGAUCACCGUCGGCCUGUUGAUCCUCGUCGCUGUGGGCGCUUGGUUCGUGCUGUGA
Cladophialophora yegresii CBS 114405 is the source of this 2337-nucleotide messenger RNA. RefSeq lists its product as uncharacterized. Lineage: Eukaryota; Fungi; Ascomycota; Eurotiomycetes; Chaetothyriales; Herpotrichiellaceae. The coding region runs from base 1 to 2337 and encodes 778 amino acids. The record is from RefSeq and is a predicted model, not a curated record. The transcript is spliced from 3 exons.